Messenger RNA from Malania oleifera, 2104 nucleotides. RefSeq lists its product as uncharacterized. The record is from RefSeq and is a predicted model, not a curated record. The coding region runs from base 276 to 1730 and encodes 484 amino acids. Lineage: Eukaryota; Viridiplantae; Streptophyta; Magnoliopsida; Santalales; Ximeniaceae. The transcript has a single exon.
UCUACUCUUAGGUCAUCACGUCGCCUCCCCGUCUCCCUCUCCCUCUCCUCACCCUCACCCUCUCCCCCUCCCUCUCCCUCUGAUGCACCUUCUGUUCUUAAAUUAAAUUUAAAGAAUUUAAAUUAAAAUUAAUGGGGUAUAGAGCGAAAGCUCCUACCCAAGUUCAUGAAUCCAACCCCGCGUCUCCCUCUAUAUAAACCUCACCCGCUCUCUCGCUUCUUUCUCAGUUCACUCUCCGCGAAAACAGAGCAACCCCCAACUGGAAGAAAGACAAAAUGCCUUCUUCUUCUUCUUCCUCCUCCCUCGUCAUCGUCUCCAAAUGCACCGUUUCCCCACACCACAAAUCCAAAAUUAAGACUCUCAAGCUCUCCGUCUCAGACCUUCCUAUGCUCUCCUGCCAAUACAUUCAAAAGGGCGUCCUCCUCACUCGCCCUCCUCACCAAAUCGAUUCUUUUAUUUCUCUUCUCAAGCGCUCACUUUCUCAAACUCUGGCCCAGUUUCCGGCCCUCGCCGGCCGCCUGAACACCGACCCCGCCGGCCACGUCCACAUCGUCUGCAACGACGCCGGCGUCGAUUUCGUUCAGGCCAGGGCCAAACACCUCCACAUUUGCGACAUUCUAUCCCCUGUCGACGUCCCCGACUCUGUUCGGCACUUCUUCGCCUUCGACAACACUCUCAGCUACGCCGGCCACUUCAAGCCCCUCGCCUGCGUUCAGGUCACGGAGCUCGCCGACGGGCUCUUCGUCGGCUGCACCGUCAACCACUCCGUAGUCGACGGGACAUCCUUCUGGCACUUCUUCAACACUUUCGCUGCCAUCACCAGAGGAGUUAAGGUCCCGAAUUCGCCGGAUUUCAGACGCGAUACGGUGUUCGACACGCCGGAGGUUCUCAGAUUCCCUUCCGGUGGUCCCAAGCUCACCUUCUCCGGCAACGAGCCGUUGCGCGAGAGAAUCUUUCACUUCAGCGUAGAAGCGAUUCUGAAGCUGAAAAACAGAGCCAACAACGAGCAGCAGAGACCCCCAAGUAACGAAAUAUUGGGAAAGCAAAAUAACGACGGUUGGAAAACGGUUAAAGGAGAAAACGAGAAAUCUAACGGAAAGAUAACGCCUGUAACGGAGAAGUUCCUGUGCGACGCCGUUCUGAAGGCGCUCAAUCGAACGGACGAGAUCUCAUCAUUUCAGUCGCUGUCGGCGCAGCUGUGGCGUUCAGUGACGCGUGCGAGGGAGCUCCCGGCGACCAAGACGACGACCUUUCGGAUGGCGGUGAACUGCCGGCACCGUUUGGAGCCGAAGCUGGACCCGUACUACUUCGGCAACGCGAUCCAGAGCAUUCCGACGACCGUGGCGGCAGGGGAGCUGCUGAGCCGGGACCUGCGGUGGUGCGCGGCGAUGCUCCACCGAAACGUGGUGGCGCACGGUGACGGGACGGUGCGUAAAGGCGUGGAGGACUGGGAGCGCAACCCUCGGCUCUUCCCGCUGGGAAACUUCGACGGCGCGAUGAUCACGAUGGGAAGCUCGCCGAGAUUCCCGAUGUACGACAACGACUUCGGGUGGGGCCGGCCGUUGGCUGUCCGGAGCGGGCGGGCGAACAAGUUCGACGGGAAGAUCUCGGCGUUUCCGGGGCGAGAAGGCGGGCGGAGCGUGGAUCUGGAGGUGGUUUUGGCUCCGGAGACAAUGGCGGGUCUGGAGUCCGACCCGGAGUUCAUGCAGUACGUAUCGGAUAGCGCUUAAGGGGCUUGCCUUCCUGACAUGAUCAUCAGAUUAGAUGGCUUGAAUGGAAUCAGACGGUUCUUGUUUUGGGGUCGGAGGAGGGGAAGAUGAUGGGGUCAAAGGUCGCGAUGGCUGCGGUCGGAUGUUCACAGUGGAUAUUGGGUUACGUUAAGGAUAAAUACGUUUGGACGGCGACGUUUUGUCGUUUUGGCCGUGUACGGGUGUAUUGCUUUUUGUAUUAAAGCUUUUUGUUUUGCACGUGACAUAAGACGGGCGGACAGUGGGUAUGUCUUAGUCCAGGACCGUUUGCAAUAAGGAUUGAGAAUUGGAAGUGGGACCCUUUUUGUUCUUAUUAAAUUAUUUAUAAUUAAAAAAAAAAAUGAUUUUAUGUGAAA